This is a messenger RNA of Polyodon spathula (Mississippi paddlefish), 6798 nucleotides long. RefSeq names its product protein FAM13B-like. The record is from RefSeq and is a predicted model, not a curated record. Gene Ontology annotation, biological process: signal transduction. The transcript is spliced from 24 exons. The coding region runs from base 599 to 3553 and encodes 984 amino acids. Lineage: Eukaryota; Metazoa; Chordata; Actinopteri; Acipenseriformes; Polyodontidae.
UUUUUUUUAUUGUUUUGCGGCCUUGUCUGUCCGUGUUGCGUCUCUGUGUGAAUAGAAUAUUCCAGAAAUGUACUGUAGAUUCAAUUAGAUAAACAAUGGGAAGGAGGUAGCCGCUUUUCCACACUCGCACGCCUUCUUUAGCCCUGGCCUAUGCCGUGCAGUGCGACUGAUGGCCGGCCCCGGUUUCGGUAAAAGAAUAUACUAGACGAAGAGGAAGUUGUCUUGGGUUUGUGCGGGGGGGAGGGCGGAUUCAGCAGAUUUUCUCCGGGUUGGUGGGUGUGUUAGAUCGCCCAUCAGUUGCAUCGAAUAGUAAACAGCAUCUCCGAAACUGGGAUAACAAAAAAAAAAACGCUGCUAUUCUCUUGUCCGUUGUGUUUUUUGUUCAUUGGACGUCUCAGACUCCGAUGAUACAUAAUAUGAUAAAAGGAAGAAGUCGUCUCACUACACCGAUUCCAUCGCGUUAUUAACACAUUAAUGGUUGCUGUUCGGGAUUGCUUUGCAUUUAAACCGCUUAACAACUGAAGUCCUGAUCAGGAUUUGCUCUUCUUCAAUGAGGAACUACAGGCUCAUCUUCUGCCACAACCUGAAGCAGCCUUAGAUGAGCAAAGAAUGCCUAUUCACUGAGAGUGACUGGAGUAGACAAGCUGUACAUUUGGGUGUCUUUGUGCUCAAAGAAGGAAACAGCCGUGCUGUGGAAGCUAUGAGGAAGAGCCUCUCCCCUGCCCUCAGCACCUGUGACUCCCUCAGCACGGCCAGGGUAUUUGGGGUUCCCCUCGAGGAGCUGCAGCAGGACGGACAGCCUGGACAGGAGGUCCCCGUCCUGGUCAAACGCAUCGUCGAGUACAUCGAAGAGCACGGGGGCUUGGACCUGGAGGGCCUGUUCCUGGUGAAUGGGAAUGCGGAGCGAGUGGAGUGGCUGCGGCAGCGCUAUGAGAGCGGGGAGGAGGUCGAUCUGGAGAAGGAAGCGGACCUGGCCUCUGCCGUCAGUCUGCUCAGACUUUUCCUUCAGGAGCUCCCCGAGCCUGUCAUCCCAGCCGCCCUGCAGGCCCACAUUCUGCAGCUGUAUCAAGACUUCAGCACGGAGGAGGAGCAGUCCAGAAACAUGAAGUACUUCCUGCAGCAGCUCCCGCAGGCCAACUACAGCCUGCUGCGUUUCCUGUGUCGCUUCCUGUGCAGCGUGGCGUCGCUGCAGGAGGAGAGCUGGAGCGCCGGCUCCCUCGCCGCUGUCUUCGGACCCGACGUCUUCCACAUCAAUACAGAAGUGGAGGACCUGAAGGAACAGGAAUCAAUGGCCAGGAUCUUGGCUGACCUGCUGGAGAACCAGGAGGACUUGUUUGAUUGUGAAGAGGAGGAUUUCUCCACUACAAACGACUACAGUUCCGUCACAGGACAAAUCACAGAGCUGCUGGACGAUGAGAAGCUGGAGCAGUGUGAGGAUCUACCCCAGGACAGUGAGGACAGCCCAGAGGAAUCCCAGAACGAGGACCCCGCCUCAUCCAGUUCUCACAUCACUCCCAUUAGUAUUUUGCCAGCUUCUGCAGACAUCCUCGAGAGGACGAUCCGCGCUGCGGUGGAGCAGCAUCUCUUUGACCUGCAGAGCAGCAUCGAGCAGGAGAUCCGCAGCUAUGAGAGGCAGGGAGCCGAGGAGAUCUGCAGCUAUGAGAGGCAGGGAGCCGAGGAGAUCUGCAGCUAUGAGAGGCAGGGAGCAGAGGAGAUCUGCAGCUAUGAGAGGCAGGGAGCAGAGGGGCUGGGGCAGGGGGAGGCUGGCACUGGACUAGUGGAGAGAGACAAGGACAGCUCCCAGCCUGGAUUAGUAGAAACGCAGCCUAAAGCCUGUCCAGAAGAGAGUGGUGACGAGGACGAGGAGGAGGAGGAGGAGAAGAGCAGGCAGCAAGUGGAGAGCGCCACCCUGCUGGAAGACUCUGGCAGUGAUGCUGACGCUGAAGCACUGGUGGAAGCUGAAAACAACAUCAACACAGCCAGACAAGAAGACUGUCGGGUGUCCAAGAACGACUAUGAAACUGAAAUCAUCACCUGUAAGCCCGGUGGCGAAGGGUUUGAUGUGAGCACCAACUCUGAGUCGUCAGACCGUCCCGGCCAGCCAGGACCAACUCCCCACCUCGACCUGCACCGAGUGUUCCAAGGGUUGGAAGCGCCUUGUCCAUUCACUUUCCCCCUCAUUGACUUCAAAUCAAUGCACCUGCAGAAGGACGGGGAAGACCCCGUCCCUGCAUUCAAGUCCUGGCAGGAGGACUGUGAGUCUGGGGAGGCUCAGCUUUCCCCGCUGGCCGGCCGCAUGGUCCACCACCCCCUGGAAGAAGACUCCCACCUCCUGCUCGCCCGCCGCUUCCUGGACUUCGGACACAGCCAGCGCUUCCUGCAGACCCCCGACGCAUCCUCCUCCCCCCCCACUAAAGCACUUUCCUUUAGGAGGCCUCGCCGAGCCUCCUUCAGCACCAGAGAGGCUGGGAAGGGGGAUGCCGUCUCAGUCCAACUCGCCAAGAAACUGCAGAACCUCAAGAAGAAGAUCAAGCAGUUUGAGGAGCAGUUUGAGAAGGAGAGGAACUACAAGCCCUCGCACAGUGAUAAGGCAGCUAAUGCAAAGGUUUUGAAAUGGAUGACGGAGCUCACAAAACUACGCAAGCAAAUCAAAGACACUAAGUGCAAGUCCUCGGACGGAGAGUUUCCUCCCCUGCCCCGGCCGCGGAGCAACACCCUCCCGAAGAGCUUCGGCUCCACGCUGGACCAUGGGGAGUCUGAGGGGGUGGCGCUGGGGCGACCCAGCCCAGAAUCCACAGUGGAUCUCAUCCUGCGCAGGCUCCGGGACAAGAGGGAGGAGGCGAGCUGGCCAGAGGACAUGAAGAAAAUGACAAAGGAAAACCUGCUCUGUGAGAAGACGGCACUGCAGAAGAACCUGCUGUACUAUGAGAGUAUCCACGGGCGCCCGGUCACCCGCGAGGAGAGGCAGAUUGUGAAGCCUCUUUAUGAGAGAUACCGGCUGGUGAAGCAGAUGCUGACCCGAGCUAGCAUCACAACCCUAAUCGGUUCUCCAUCAUCCAAGAGGCGGGGACAGAUGUUGCAGCCAAUCAUUGAGGGGGUAACUGCCCAUUUCUGUGAUGAGAUCAAUGAGGAGGAGGAGGAGGAGGAGGAGGAGGAGGAGGAGGAGGUCAGUGAGGAUACAACGUUCACCAUCAUGCUGGACCCAGCCAGCCUCCCCCACUCCUUCCAGGCUCACCUGGACAGAGAGAAGAUGGACCCCAAGCUGGAGGAGAGCUCGGGCAGGCUGGCCCGCGACCUCUGCAUGUCUAACACCAACACUACAUCCAUGCCGGAGCUCCUGGAGCAGCUAUGGAAGGCGAGGGCUGACAAGAAGCAGCUUCGGAAGAGCCUCCGAGACUUCGAGGACGACUUCUAUCAGCAGAAUGGCAGGAAUGUGCAGAAGGAAGAUCGCUCUCCGAUGUGGGUGGAGUACAAGGAAUACAAGCGGAUCAAAGCCAAACUCCGACUGCUGGAAGUUUUAAUCAGCAAGCAGGAUUCUUCCAAAUCCAUUUAACCCCCUUGGGGUACAUGUGUCCUGCACCCCUCUAUCCACACAGCCACUGACUAUCACACUGGAGCCAGCCUGGCCUGAGGAGGAGUGGCAUGGAAUAGCAAAGCUUCCCUGCUCUGCCAGAUGUGUGGAGAUCUCCUCCUCCUCGUUUUUUUAAGACCCUUCUCAAUGUUUGUCUGCUGACUACAUGCAUCUUGUUAAAACAAUAAAGGACUGUAACUUUAAGAGCCAGAAGGGGAACUUUUAUUUUUUUUCAACAGAACUUGUUUUGAAUUUUAUCUCAUUUAUUUUAAAUUAUACUUUCAUGUUAACUGUAGUUAGUUUAUCACACCGGGGAGUUUCUAACACUGCAGUGUGCACACGGGGGCUGAGGGUUUUGUAUGAAAACAGAAUGAGACAGUUUGUAUUUGAACAGACACAGAGCACUCUCCCAAAUGCCAGACAACAGGCUGCAUCGCUCCUGACAAUCGUAUCCAUGUGGAAACACUUGAGAGCUUUACUUCUGGAAUCAAGUCCUGGGAAUCUUUCAACUCACCAUAAACAAAAAGACUUGGAGACAUGAUUUCAAAACCUGUGUGUGUGUGUUUAAGCAUACUACAUUUUUUAUCUUCCCUAGUAACACGGUUUGCUACCGACCGAACUGAAGCCGUUUUGCACACAGGAGGAUUUUUUGUUGUUGUUUUUUGCCGAGAGAGCAACAAGGACGGUGGAAGUCAGUGUUGAUUUGCCACCUGUUCUGUGUCUGUCUCUGUGCACUGCUGGCUGUUUCCAGGACAUAAGGGCACUUACUCAAGUCUGUAAUGAUGAGACUUUGUUUUCUUUUUUUUGUAUUUCAAAAAAUCUUCUGUUGCGUUGCAAAUACUGAAAGUGUUUAAUGGACCUUGAAUUAAACUGUAGAGCUGAUUUUUAGUUCUAUUUUUGUACAGUUAUUGUUUUCUUUAGUUUUGUUUACCUUUCAGUAAACCAGGAGUAAAACCACUGUAUGAAAAGAGCCCUGAUUGUUUUUCUGUAGAGGGGGACCGCAGAACCGAAUGUGUGCAAGUUCUCUGCAUGAUGUCUCGCAGGAGGAGGGGGUGAGGGUCCCACCUGGUAUUACCCUUCAGAAAUCGCUAAAGUAAAAAGCAACAAUCGGUCUUCCUGCCCAGAGUCUGUUCAUCAAGACCAGUCACUGCAAUGGAAAGAUCCGGAAUGAACCGAGCGCCAUCACUGAAAGGGUAUAUGACUGGUAGCAGUGUACCGUGCCUCCACUGGGGUACGCUAUCCAGACACACAGAGGAUGUGGUUACCUGGGAUCGCUGCUUUUCAGCUGGUUAGAUCCUGCAUUUACUUGAAUGACAGCCGUGUUUUUCAGGUCCUAUGAUGUCAUUGUCACUGGUUAGUGAAGAUGGGCAAAACAUUUUCAAAUUAGCUUCCCCUUUAAGGUGGUGGUGUUUCUGUUCAUGCUUGCUUUUUAUUUAUUUAUAUAUAUAUUUUUAACGUGGUGUGUACUACCACCUGGUGGCCAGAUACUGUAAAUGAUUUGUAAAGAGAAGUUCAGUGUUUCUCUUAAAGGGAAGAUCAAAUAUGAAUUUUCUGCACACCACUGUUGAAAAGUACAUAGACGAGAGCGAGAGAUGUGAUUUGGACCUGGGAUUCACAGUAUGCAGCCUCACAUACUAAAAGCCCUUCUCCUGCCUUUCUGAAUGACUUUGAACAGGGAUGCUGCUGGUUUCCGGAUGGUGAUUGUGCUGUGCUUGUAGAAUUCUCUGUGUGUGCUUGGUGUGUUCUGAGGUGUGUGGGCAGUGAGCAGUACUCUCUUGUUUUUCCUCCACUUUUGGCAGGUACGUGAAUUUGUCAUUUUUAUUACAACCAAUUAAGUCUCAAAUCAAAUUCUUUGAGGACAGUCAUACUGAAACUACUGGAAUUCAAUUCCAGAGUCGAAAUGUUUAUCAAUGUAGGCGUGUUAGCUUCAUCUCUCUGGUUUGUAAAAACGAAACAUGCCGGGUGUGCUUUGUACCCUGGAAAUGAACACUUAGUUUAGUUUUUUCAAAUUGUAAUAACAAUGUUACUCUCUCUUUUUCUGGUGCUUUUUGAUGUAUUACUUUCUAUUGCGACCAUGUCUGCAUGCACCUGGUGUUGUAGUUGGCUGCUGAUUGGAUAGAUAAGCUGUGGGUUCUGUUUUUACUGCAUGCCUUUGUUAUGUACUAGAGAAAAUGAAGAAAGACACACAUGAAGCCAAAUCGGUAAUAGAAGGGUCAGAACAAGAGCCUGACUCUGUCUGCUGUCUUGCUUGAAGGGCCUGGUAAGAGACCAGUGUUUUGAGUAACAGCUCUAGUCAUUGGGAUGGGAUACACUGGGGUCAUUCUGAUGGAAGUAUUUUAAUGAGGCUUCACUUCCUCAGUCAGUGUGCUGACCGGACCUCUAGAAACCAGCAUGAAUACGACUACCCUGUGUAAACAUUCUUCAAUCACUAAAGUGUGUAUUUUACUUCAAACAUUGAAAGGGUCUUUCAUCAGAACCCAGAGUUCUGUGAGCUGUUUAUGCUCCUGAGUGAACCAGUGAAACUGACAGAAAGUCUGCAAUAUCAGACUAAUAUCAGCCAAAGCUUUGUAUUUCUAUUUAAUUUCAUUUAAUUGUGUGUGUGGUAGGUUUGGGUGUUAAGAAGUAUUGGCCCUGCCCUUUGAUAUCAUCCUGCAUGAAACAGACAUUGCAUUCUUAUAGACUUGCUCUGAAGCCUCGUGCCUUUCCUGCAGCAUUCCUCAACGUGGCGGCAAACCUUUGCUGUUUACUGCUGACCUGCUUGAUGAGUGCGGCUAGGACAAGACACAGAGCGUAGGGGUUGUCGUCUGACUAUUUCACAGUAUUCUGGGAAUGCAGCCCCCAUUCUCAAAGUACUAAGACUGGUUUUGUAAAACUGUUCAUAAUUUCUUUUUUUAUACAAUCUGUUUUGCCCCAUUUUUAAACCGUGUGAUCUGUAUGAUUCCAGUGUAGUAGUAGUAGUAUUAUUAUUGUUAUUAUUAUUUUGUAUUUUCAUUUUGAAGCUGUUUAUGCUCUGAACUAACCCUGGUGUAAAUGUUUAGAGAUGUACUGGUCUGCUCUCUUUACUCACUGUGGUGGACCUGCAUGGCAAACUUGUAUUGAUUCUAUUUUUGUGCCAUCAUCAGCAAGCAAUAAAUGGCAUUGAUGCCUCUUUGAGGGCAAGAAAGGCCUGUUUUGUUGUUUGUUUUCCAGCAUGUGUGCUCCUCUAAUAAAUGACUUGUUCAUAGUUA